This is a messenger RNA of Dendronephthya gigantea, 3197 nucleotides long. RefSeq names its product methionine aminopeptidase 1D, mitochondrial-like. The transcript has 9 exons. NCBI's taxonomy places the organism in Eukaryota, Metazoa, Cnidaria, Anthozoa, Malacalcyonacea, Nephtheidae. Bases 484 to 1458 code for a protein of 324 amino acids. The record is from RefSeq and is a predicted model, not a curated record. Gene Ontology annotation, biological process: proteolysis. Gene Ontology annotation, molecular function: metalloaminopeptidase activity.
UGGCACACUGCCGCACACACGAAUUAUCUGGAUAGAGAUUUGGAUUGGAUUUACGAUGUCUCUCUUAUACAUGACGUUUGUGCUGCAGCAUGGGUGGAUUUAAGACUAUAUAUUCCAUCAAUUAUCUGAUGAAAAACCAUCCCUAGAGGCUGGAGGCAAAAGAAAAGUCAAGACAAUUGUUUCACAACUCAGGCACCCCUUUCUCCUAAGAUUUAGAUAUGAUUUGAUAGAUGCAUUCUUUUACUCAUUGUUUAAUGACAGUGAUGAUUGGAGAACACUGAAUGUAUGGAAUGCAGAAUAUUGCCAAUUUGGUAUAUAUUAGCAAUGGGUACAAAGCAGCCACAAGACCACUGGCUUAGCUGAGGUUAUAUUUUGUCACAUUUAGGUAUAAUAAUUUAUUGAUGGUAUGUACAUAUCAUAUAUAGUCAGGGACAAGUCACUUGGAUGUCUUGGAUGGGCUGAUUAAUUGCUCAACAAUAUAAAAUGUCACGAGGUUUAAAAGUUUUAUCAAAGUUAAAAAGCAAAGCAGUGUCAUCUUUAAAUCUGAAAAAUAAAAGCCAGAAUAUUACAGUAAAAGCAAUCUUAAAGAAUGUCCCAUCACAUCUUGCCCAGCCACCAUAUGCGAUGAAUGGUAUUGUACCACCAUCACCAUUACAAGCAGAAGUAAAAACAUCAAGUGAAAUCAAAUGCAUGAAAGAGGCAUGUGCUGUUGCAAGGAAAGUUCUGAAUACUGCAAGAGAUUUUGUGAAGGUCGGUGUAUCGACUGAAGAAAUUGAUCAAAUUGUCCAUGAUGCCGCCAUUGAACGGGGAGUUUAUCCUUCGCCGUUAAACUACAAAGGUUUUCCCAAAUCAGUGUGUACCUCGGUGAAUGACGUCGUCUGUCAUGGUAUUCCAGAUACUGACACGAUACUAAAGGAUGGUGAUAUAAUAAAUGUCGAUGUUUCGGUCUAUUUAAAAGGUUUUCACGGAGAUUUGUCAGAGACAUUUUUGGUGGGUAACGUUGACGACGGUGGUAAACGGCUUGUGUCAGUUACCAAAGAUUGUCUCUAUGCUGCGAUCAAUGUUUGCAAACAUAAUGAGCGUUUUUCGUUGAUUGGAAAAACUAUAAGUGAUAUUGCAAAAAGAAAUGGUUUUCAUGUUGUUCCAAAUUUCAUUGGUCAUGGGAUAGGCCGCUAUUUUCACGGCCCACCGGAUAUUUUCCACUUUGAGAAUGAAAAUUUAGAUAGGAUGAAAUCUGGAAUGACAUUUACAAUAGAACCAAUUAUCACUGAAGGCUUUCCGGAUUUUGUUAUUCUGGAUGAUGGCUGGACGUGCGUUUCUUGCGAUGGAAGUAGGUCAGCCCAAUUUGAACACACAAUUCUUAUAACGGACAACGGAGCAGAAAUCUUGACCGUUGAUAAUACAACAGGGUGUCAAACGCUGUUGCAAUACAAUACGAAAAACUCAGGAGGAAACUAGUGCAAAAAAAUGAGAAAUAGAAAACAGGAAGCCAAUCUACAUUAAUAAAGAGAUAGACUGCACUAUUGUUGUGAAUCAUAUCGCUUGAAAUCUCUCCGACUAUUCUGUCCUCUUGAUCCGUAAGGCCAGUUAAGUACAAAUGGCGGAGUGGAAUGCACAAAGUGAACCCCAAGACAACGAAUAAUAUUGACAUUAUCAUUGGCACUCGAGUGUUGCAGCCUGGUAUGAUGCGUAAACUAGGUAUAACGAUUUCCAUAACACUUUUUAUUUUUCUUCCAACGGGUAGAAGAAAGUACUUGAGGACGAGUAUCGACAGUAAACAAUACAUAAUAAGACCAAGACAAAGCCAGAUCGAGUUCUCUUUAAUCAAAAUGGACCAACCUGGAAAAGUAUAAGAGUAAGAGUAUAUAAACCCGGCCGCAGCUAUAACGUGAGUCCUAAAAAUUGGUAUGUGCUUACAUUAUCAUAGCCCUAAAUAAAAGAGUCGACUUAUAUCAGUUAUGUUUUCGCAACCGGCAUAAGUCUCAUUUAAGCUUGCGGAGAAGCUAAAUGUCAGCGGAAAAGACAUCCGUCUGGCAGAAGUGAAUAUAUGAAUAAACACCCCCAAGGCGUUUUAGUUUCUGUUCUGAGCUCAAACCACAGAGUAUAUGAUAGAUAUGGAGCUGGAACUAGUGUACUCACUUUUUUAGUGCGCAUGUUCGGCAAGUGCUUGAGAUUGAAGGUAUAAACGACGAUAUUGUAAAGCUCCAAUUAAUCGAAAAGUUUGAGCAGACGUUUGCCAAGAAAUCCUAGCCAUUUUGAAAAUUUCAGGCACUUGCCGAGCAUGCGCAGUUGGUCACUUUGCGCACACGCGUACUGCAAAAAAGCGGGUACAAAAACGCCAUAUUUAAUUACUAUACGUCGCCCAGUGACCAACCUGGAAUACUAACUGCUAUAGUUAGCGCUAUACUUUUUUGAAGCCAAAAAUUGAAGCAAAAAACUGAGUUUUUAAUACUAGCAAAUGAUUGUAUUUUACAUAGUGCUAGACAUUCCUAGAUAAAUAAUCUCUACGUAUGUCCCAAAAGUUCAAAAACUCAGAAAAACUGCCUUAAAAUUUGGCUUCAAAGAUGGCGGCCAAGUUAGCGUUCCAGGUUUUAUCAUCACCCAUUGGCAUUGGUUCCAGCUAGUUCAAAAUCCAUCAAAGAAACAUUCAACUGCAAUACUUUGGAAAAAUGGUAACAAUUUCAUGUCUAAUCCCUUAGGGUUAGUAGCUGGUUAGGGGUUGUCCUAGAAGUGUUCAUUGCGUGAUAUUUGUAUAUUGCGUGAUAUUCUUAUAUUGCCUGCUCGCAGACUGAAUUACUAGAUAUACGUCUGUUGUCAUUACGUACGUUAUUGUUUUUAUGACGUUUUCACAGUAAAUAAAAGACUUGUUUGAUACCUCAAAAUCAUCUCACACUUCGUUUAAUCGGGUAACCGGGCUCAUGUAAACAACUGCUAACCCUAAGAGAUUAGACAAGAAAUUGUUAUAAUUUGCAGUCUGAAGUAUUGCAGUUGAAUGUUUUUUCGAUGGGUUUGACAAAAAUAGUUUGCGACAAACUUUUAACAGAAAAGCUUUUCUUAAAAUUUUCUCGUGGCCUUUCUGGGCCGCCAUACUGAAAAAAAUUUGCGUCUCGUUUUCUCAUUUUUCUUGCCGUGGGCCACUCUAGGGCCACUAUAAAAUAGGCAAUGUUAAUAUAUAUAUGUAUAUAUGUAUACCUCUU